AUGAGUAGUUUCGAUAGCCAGCCACCGCGGAAUCUCAACGACAUACAGCUGUAUCCGGCAAUGCUCGAGUAUCCAUCCGAAACUAGAGGCAUCACGGAGAUGACGUUUACAUUAGCCCGAUGCCAAAUCACGAGCAUGUACCGUUGCAUGGCGGACUCGAGAAGGCACUGUGAAAACAUGAGCAAGAGCUAUGCCGAAAUGUCACAGCAAGAGCGCAACGAUUGGAUCGACUUUUGUGAGCAAGAGUUUUCUCAAAAGUUCCUUCAAAAUUACUCGGCGACAAACGCUCUGCAUUGGGUUACCAUGGUCCUGACGAGAAUGCUAUUUCACAAAGUUAGGCUGCAUGGCAUCAACCCACAUGUGGACUCGAAAGAUAUAACAGAGCCAACCCGCAAGCGAUUAUUCGCCGUCGCUGUCGAAGUCAUAGAACUCAACUGCAAACUUCGGACUGAUCCCCGAACGCGUCCUUGGCUUUGGCUUUUCAGCUCCUACACUCAGUGGCAUGCAUUCUCUCUGGUCCUUCACUGGCUUCGAACGGACCCUCUUUGCAAGGGAUCCCGGCGAGCAUGGCAGGCAAUUGAAAAAGCCACCGUGUUGAGGUGGGAACAUCCUCCCUCAUUGUUGAGCGGUCAAAAGCCGCAACAAUGGCGGUCUGUUCUCAGACAGCUGGGAAAGGCAAGAUCUGCUCGACAAGAGGCUUUGGAUAGAAGAGGAAGAAGGGGUUCACGUACGGCUUCAGAAAAGACUGGGCAACCCUCGGCAUUUUCACUAGCAUCGACAACAUCUCAUGCUCCAUCCUCUUCAGGCAGUUCGCUUCCGAAGCCUUCCCAUUCCUAUGAUUCCUUGCUCUCAAGCAGCUCCCGGCAUCAACACCAAGUUCAGACCCCGGAGGUGGUCCGAACAAAUGCUCCGGGUCCUUUAACACCUCCCAUCACCACUACGGACGUCUCCCUGCAACGGGAUCUGAGAACGCCAGAACAAGGAAAUUCACAGAACACACACAGCGUCAACGGCUAUCAGUUUGACGAGAUUGGUGGUGUGUUGCCGCACCCGGACCUGAUGAUGAUCGAUGAAACGACGUUCUCGGCCGAAGAAUUUCAGGAUCUUCAGGGCUUUUCUUUUCUUGAAAACUGUUCUCUAGAAUAA
Molecule: messenger RNA, 1146 nt
Organism: Colletotrichum tamarilloi
Lineage: Eukaryota; Fungi; Ascomycota; Sordariomycetes; Glomerellales; Glomerellaceae
Exons: 2
Coding region: 1-1146 (381 amino acids)
Source: RefSeq, a predicted model, not a curated record